Messenger RNA from Mercenaria mercenaria, 2328 nucleotides. RefSeq lists its product as uncharacterized. Lineage: Eukaryota; Metazoa; Mollusca; Bivalvia; Venerida; Veneridae. The record is from RefSeq and is a predicted model, not a curated record. The transcript has 9 exons. The coding region runs from base 317 to 1813 and encodes 498 amino acids.
UGCAGCAUUUAAUAGGAAUUCGUAUGAUUUUUGCUCCCCAUACUUUUAUUUACAUUAGCGCUGGUUUAGGGUGUACAGGAUAACUUUGGUCAUGUUUAAUGAAUCACUUUAAAUGUUACUUGAACAGCACUUUCUUAGUGUGUUUCAUGUGUAUGAUUCCAGCACUGGUCCAUAAUGAUCAUUACAAAUAAUUAUUCCCAGAUAAGCCAUUUGUUUUUCCUACAUUCUGAUUGCUACUAUAUAAUUCUGUUUACAGACUAACAGUUUUUCAAGAUGUUCAACAUGCACAAGCUUAGAAAGGGAAUGUGAAAAAACCAUGGAUGUGAAGAUAAGAGGUCAUUACAAACAACUGAAGAAAGAACAUGUGGACAGGCAGAUGCUAGAAAGAGCUCACUACCAUGGUAAACGGUUGUCAAGUGAAAAAGAACCAUCAAAAUAUUUGUCCUUCAUAGUAGAUGGAAUGGACCAAGGCAAGACAUCACUGCCACAUUUUGCUGGAAGGCCAUCGAAGAUAAUAAAUCAUGCUGAUUUACUGAAAACACAUGUUUCGGGAAUUGUGAACCAUGGCCAGGGCAAGUUCAGCACAUAUGUGGACUUCAAUCAAUAUCCGCAUGAUCCCAAUCUCACCAUUAAUCUCAUUUUGAAGACACUGAAGAAGGUUGCUGAAGAGCAGGGUAACAGACUUCCAAAGAUAUUCUAUCUUCAGGCAGACAACUGUUUUCGCGAAAAUAAAAACAGAUUUGUCCUUGGAUUCCUAGAGUUACUUGUUACUGAGCAGAUUUUUAAAGAGGUGUAUAUGUCAUUUCUCCCAGUUGGCCAUACACAUGAAGACGUAGAUGCUGCAUUUAGCAAGAUCUCUGAAAAACUCAAAGUAAAGGAUGCAGAGACAAUUCCACAACUUGUGAACAUUAUCCCAGACUCAGAAGAACUUGAUAAUAUGUUUAAUGUUAAAACAUGGUUGGAGCCAUGCUUUAAUGAUAUCAGUCAAAUUUCAAAGCCUCUUCAUUUUAAAUUUUACAAUUAUGAUGGGACAACAAGAACAUGUUAUAAGGGAAUACAUACUGAACCAUGGCAAACUUUGGAUUUCAACGUGUUGGCAUACACUCCGAAAGGACAACCAGACAAACUUGAACCAAAAUAUGACAAAAUUAAUAUUGAGCGUGUGAAACGCCAAGUUUCUGCUUUACAAAAUUACUUUACACACAGUACUUCAUACAAUUGGUGGAUAGAAUUUUUAAAUUCCUUGGAAAGAGAACCGGCAAUGAAGAGAUAUAAAUGGAUUUUAAAAGACUUGCCAAGGCAAACAGAACAAGCAGAACAUACAGAGAUAAUUGAUGUUCCUCGUCACAUCGAGGAGAUGUUAGAAAAAGAACGAGAAAUACCAAAGGUGAUAGUAAAGGCAAAGAAAAAGCAGACACAGACUGGUCAGAAGAACAGAGUAACAGGGAAAACCAUGGGAAAGAGUAAAACUGCAGGUACAGCAGGAACAAAAGAAAGACACAAAAAGUCUGGUAAAAGAAGGGUUUUGACACAGAGCAAAACAGUAAUAAUUCCGGUGAUCGAUGAUUCGAAAAGACAUAUAUGGCUGUGGAUUUUGAUUUGCAUGAUAGACAUUGCCAUUUCAUUGCUCAUUCUGAUUGUUAUGAUAUUGCUGACGUCUUUGUGCACAAUUUUGAGAAUGUUAAAGUAUUUAAAUAGUAUAUGGCAAGUGACUAUUAACAUGCACACUGGACAAUUACAUGCUUGUGUGCAUGAAAUGAAGGGCAUGAGAUUUUUUAGACCACUAACUGUUCAGUAUAUAGAAUCAUAUUAAGACAGUUCUGCACUUUUUUAUGAAAAAAAUGUUCUGUGAUGUAGAAUCUGAUCAGAAUAUAUUUAUAAAAUUUGGCAAAUAGAGAUGAUUGUGUGCUUGAUUUUUUGCUACAUUGAGUUGUUAACAUUUGGACAUUAUAAAUGCAAGUUUUCAUUAUGGAAUCCUUUGGGAAAGUCAGAAUUUUUAUUAGAAUUUUUCUUACAAUGUAGAGUUUAAUGAAACUAUUCACAAUUGUAAACGUGUAAAUGAAUAUAUGAUCUAUAAUAUGGUGAAAUAAAAUACAUAGGUCCGAAUCCUUGUUUUUGAGAUAAUUGCCCAUCAUUAGAGUGAUUAGAGAUCAGCAUUUUUCAAGCUGAUAUUAAUUUAAAAAAUAUUUGAAACUAUGUUACAUAUCAAACAUUUUAAUAUUAUGUUUUGUCUUUAACAAAGGUAAAAUGUUGCGGUUUUAAUGAAUUAACUCAGGGCUUGCCAUUAAUUCGUAACUUGAUUUUCAUUUCUGUAUGUCAAGUCCAGUC